Messenger RNA from Ylistrum balloti, 1086 nucleotides. RefSeq lists its product as uncharacterized. Lineage: Eukaryota; Metazoa; Mollusca; Bivalvia; Pectinida; Pectinidae. The coding region runs from base 1 to 1086 and encodes 361 amino acids. The transcript has a single exon. The record is from RefSeq and is a predicted model, not a curated record.
AUGGGAUGGAAUAUAGACACCACGCAUCCAAGUACCAUCAAAGAUCAGAGUGACGUCGACCACAAAAAGAUUUACGAAAACGUUCUUGGACAAUCAAUAGCGACAACAGAUAUUUUUAGAGCAGGAAAAUUUAUAGUAUAUGAGUGUAGCAAAGCCAGGAAACGAGUAUGCGGAGGCUGGUCGGACAGAAUAUCCGGAAUCCUCUCUACCUUCGUCAUAUCUCUCCUUACAAAACGGCGUUUGCUUAUCAAACAUGAUGAGCCAUGCCCUCUAGAAGAUUAUUUGAUUCCCGCUCAGCACUUCGACUGGAUUUACAACGAAACUAUGCUUGUAAAUCAUACAAAUUCAUAUCAUAACUUCAUAGAUCGUAGUUCUGAAAACUUUCGUCAGUAUAUGAAUGGCACCAGAGACAUCAACUCAUAUUUCAAACAAGACGUCAGUUUUGUCCAAAUAAAUUGGGAUUUUACAGAGGAAUUCAGAAGUAGGUCACACAUUGGAAGAGAAAUUGGAUGGUUGACAAAAUUACAUUAUGCUGAUAUGUACAAACAACUUUUUACUCUCCUCUUCCAACCAUCACCUCUCCUUAGAGAUGCAUUGAAUAAGCAAAAUCUGAAUCAUCGAAGACCAAAAAUAGCUUGUGCCCAUGUACGCAUUGGGCGGAAUCCAAAUAUGCCCAGCGACCAUCCUCGAGCUAAUCCCUCAUUGGAAGUCCUGUGGAAAUAUUUCGACAAAUUGAACAAAGAUGAAUACGAUUUUUUCAUUGCAUCUGACGCUGACCAUGUCAAGGACGUCGCUAAAAAACGUUAUUCUGCCAAUAUCAUAGACACUGCAGGGAAAAUCACCCAUAUUGACCAACCAAAUAAGAAUGAUCCUCGUGCAGGAUUUCUGAAAGCAUUAUUAGAUUUCUACACAUUGGUCAGCUGUGAUUCACUAAUCAUUCCUAACAGUGGAUUUAGUAUCCUUGCUGCUUACCUCCGGGAAUCGGAUUCCGAAUUAUACUGUUUACGAGCGGGAGACCUGAAACCUUGUUCAAGAUACACAAUUCACAAUAUAUUUCCAACUCCUAUUCUCGCACCAGCACCGUAA